Molecule: messenger RNA, 1726 nt
Organism: Heterocephalus glaber (naked mole-rat)
Lineage: Eukaryota; Metazoa; Chordata; Mammalia; Rodentia; Bathyergidae
Gene: Emc9
Product: ER membrane protein complex subunit 9
Cellular component (GO): EMC complex
Source: RefSeq, a predicted model, not a curated record
AAAAUAAAGGGGAGGGGGGUUGGGGGAUGUAGCAUUUAAUUCCCAGCACCAAAAUAAAUAUUAAAUGAAUAAAAUAAGGGUAAAUGGCCUUCUGAAGGGGUGGCAGGGGGAAAGUCCUUCAAAAGCAUUAUGGUAGGGCAAAUUACCACAGGACAUUAAGGAUGAUUUGUACGUUUUUAUUUUUGACUCUUGCCCUCAUUCAGCCUUUUGUCUUUGUAUAUUCCUUUCAGAUUCUGCUCUGAGAGUGGUAGAGGCAAGGGUUCCUCUACUGUGAUCUUUGCUAUAACUUCAUGGAAUUAAUUGUUCUUUUAACUCGGGGACUUGUCUCGUUUUAAAAUAUGGAAUAAGAAUGUACUGCACAACUCUUGGCAGUUUGGGAGUCUGUGCCCACAUAUCUCUUUUAAUAGGCAGCAGAUAUUGCCUCAAGGAAACCAAGUGCCUGCAGUUGGGAAGGUAACACAGCUCAUUUGUCAGUGACAGCUGGUCUAGAGUGUCGAUCCAUUCAUUCUAAAUAAUACCAGCAAGCCCAAUCUUCAAAGUCUACUGGUACGGGACCCGGGUGAGUCUCCCAGGGGCCUGUGGGGGACGGACAGAAUAGGUAAGCAGAAGAGCACCCAGCAAUCAAGAGCCAAAGUGAACCUAGCCAAGAACCAUGCGAUUUUCUUCCGGUACAAUAGUGCGUUCGCUUCAGUUCCCUUGAAAUAAAGGCGGGGUCAGACUUGGCUGCAGCAGCUGAUUGAACACAAUGAGAACUUCUAGGCCUAUCAAAGAGUACUACGUGGGCGGGGCUGCAGCUGCGGGUACAGCCAGGAGCAGGCGCAGAUCUGCUCUGCCCGGCUAAGGACUGGGGGUGCGGGGGAGGGGGCAGGGCUGGGUGUCGCGGGAUGUCCUGAAGACCGGGUUGGCAGCACUGGGGACAAGCUCGGGACAGGUGGCACGGAGCAGUCACCGUGGAACCUCAGCUAGGGGGGCACAGGAGAGGCCGAGCUCGGUUGCGUGGGGCGGGGAACCCCAGUCAUCGGGCUUGCAGCAACCUCCGCAGGCCCUGCUCGCCAUGGGGGAGGUGGAGAUCUCCGCCAGGGCCUACGUGAAGAUGUGCCUGCACGCAGCCCGGUACCCGCACGCUGCGGUCAACGGGCUGCUGCUGGCACCAGCGCCGCGGUCCCGAGAAUGCCUGUGCCUUACCGACUGUGUGCCCCUCUUCCACAGUCACCUGGCCUUGUCAGUCAUGCUGGAGGUCGCCCUCAACCAGGUGGAUGUGUGGGGCGCGCAGGCCGGUCUUGUGGUGGCUGGGUACUACCAUGCCAAUGCAGCUCUGGACGACCAGAGCCCUGGGUCCCUGGCCUUGAAAAUCGCUGGGCGAAUUGCAGAAUUCUUCCCUGAUACAGCACUUAUUAUGUUAGAUAAUAAGAAACUGGUGCCUCAGCCUCCUGUGCCUCCGGUUAUCGUCCUGGAGAACCAAGGUCUCCGCUGGGUCCCCAAAGACAAGAACUUAGUGAUGUGGAGGGACUGGGAUGAGUCACGGCAAAUGGUGGGAGCACUACUGGAGGGCCGGGCCCACCAGCACCUUGUGGACUUUGACUGCCACUUUGAUGACAUCCGGCAGGACUGGACCAACCAGCAGCUCAACAGCCAGAUCACCCAGUGGGUGGGUCCCACCAAUGGAAAUUCCUGAGCUAGGGUCAGGGAGGCUGGAUCCAAUAAAGAGACUUGGGCUGGUGGGCAA